Messenger RNA from Lates calcarifer (barramundi perch), 5804 nucleotides. RefSeq names its product stromelysin-3. The record is from RefSeq and is a predicted model, not a curated record. Gene Ontology annotation, cellular component: extracellular matrix. Gene Ontology annotation, biological process: extracellular matrix organization; proteolysis; collagen catabolic process. Lineage: Eukaryota; Metazoa; Chordata; Actinopteri; Centropomidae. Bases 330 to 1814 code for a protein of 494 amino acids. The transcript is spliced from 8 exons. Gene Ontology annotation, molecular function: metalloendopeptidase activity; zinc ion binding.
UUAAAAAGCAGCUGAAUAACUACUCUGUUUUAAGCCAUUCAGUUCCUCGCUUUAAGCUCUUUAUGUGCUCUCUCCUUUGUGAGAGUCGUUCAGCAACUUUUAAUUGCUUCAAAUGUUAAGCUGUCAUGCGUUUGGAGUGAAAGGGGUUAAAUCACGUGUGUAGUGUAGUUGAGCCGAGAGCCCGUAAAAGUGUCGUUUGAAGAGGACAAAGGAUCCUGCGGCAGAAUAUAAGAUCCCCUGCCAUCAUUCACUCCACUACCCAGCGGCAGCCCUCUCUCUGUCUGCUCUGCAAACACCGUUACUCAAUCAGCUUGUGUCUGGGGGACAACAUGAUGCGGACAGUCCUGUUUUGCGGCAGCAUUUUGCCGUUGCACCUUUUUCUCUGUGUCCAUUCUCUGCCGGUACACGAGCAGAGGACCAUCAGCGGGUCCAAUCAGCUACAGGGAUGGCCUCACAGCAACAGUCAUGUUGGCCUGAACAACAGGGGCCAACAUGAACAGGACACACUAAAUGAGGAGCUCUAUUUGAAGUCUGUACCAGAAUCCAGAAAUGACACAGAGUUUUGGAAGCGCCCUCGCUGCGGAGUCCCAGACUAUCCUACCUUAAUGAAGGUCAACCUGUCGUUCUAUAACCUGAAGAAAAGGAAGGGAGGCCUGAGUAGACAGGAGCGCAGGAAGCGAUUUGCGCUGUUUGGAGGGCGCUGGGAAAAGACUGACCUCACUUACAAGAUUGUACGUUUCCCCUGGCAGAUGAGUGAGGGCAAAGUACGCCGUGUCUUCCAGGAGGCAUUCGGUGUAUGGAGUGCAGUGACUCCACUGAGAUUCAGAGAGGUUACCACUGAGAAAGCUGACAUCAUUAUUGACUUCAACAGGUACUGGCAUGGGGACAGUUUGCCAUUUGAUGGUCCUGGAGGAAUCCUCGCCCAUGCCUUUUUUCCCCGGACACACAGAGAGGGAGAAGUCCACUUUGACUAUGAUGAACACUGGACAACAGGCAACAAUGUGGGCACUGAUCUCCUGCAAGUGGCAGCACAUGAGUUUGGCCACGUCUUGGGCCUUCAGCACUCUCUGGAGCCUGAUGCUGUGAUGUGUCCUUUCUACAGCGACUCCUACCCUCUGCAGCUGAGUGAGGAUGACAAGAGGGGUAUUCAGUAUCUGUAUGGCCCCCCUCAGCAUGCACCACCUGAGAUGACGGAGACCAAUGAGAUUGACAUUGGAAUGCCGGAUGCCUGCAGAACAAACUUUGAUGCCGUAUCCAUGAUCAGGGGAGAGCUGUUCUUCUUUAAGUCUCGAUAUGUUUGGCGUAUCCGUGAUGGGCAGUUACAAGCUGGCUAUCCAGCCUUGGCUUCACGCCACUGGGGAGGCAUUCCUGACCACAUUGAUGCUGCGUAUGAAGACAAGUCUGGCAACAUCUGGUUCUUCCAAGGUGACAACUACUGGGUGUUUGAUGCUGAGAGGAAGAUAACAGGACCAGAUUCAGUACAGCGGCUGGGUCUUCCUGUAACAGAUAUCCAAGCAGCUUUGAAGUGGGAAGAGUACAGUGUUGAGAAAGUCUAUCUCUUCAAAUCCACAUCUUACUGGCCCUUCAGUCCACAAGAGAAUCGUGUUGAUGAUGUCCAUCCUUACAGCAGGCACGAGUGGGGAGGAGUGCCCAGCCAUAUUGAUGCAGCCUUCCGGGACAUAUAUGGCUACGCCAAUUUCCUGAGUGGGUUGCACUAUUGGAAGUUUGACCCUGUGGCGCUGAAGGUGGUGGAAGGCUAUCCCCGCAGCAUCGGCAUGGAUUUCUUUGGCUGUUCUGCCUUUCUGACUAAAUAGGUUCAUACACAUAUACCUGCAAAACCUAUGGGUUGAUUUUUCAGCGUAAUUCCCCAUAGGGAACAUUUUAACCAUUUUGGAAAUAUAUUCACGGCUCAUGUAUUUUAUUAAGAUUACUCCAAAUUACUCUUUGCAAACAGUCAAUGUGCAAUGCAUGGAUGGCUGGAUGGAUGUAUUUUUGGUCUCUAAUUUACUCUAAGUUCACAUUAACAGUCAUUCAGUAACUGUUUACAGUAAUUUUCACAGGGCCAGGAAUCAUUUUGUCGGUUUGAGAUGGGAAUAAGUCACAAAACCUAACCCAGCUAGCUAAAAUUCAGUCAGUAUCUUCACUCUAUAUCUACAAGGAGGAACAAUACUGCUGCACUGACCUCUGCAACUUGAAGGUUCAAGUCUGUAGUGGUGCCUUAAAGUGCAAUACUGCAACGGUUCUGUUGUGGAAAGAAUAUUUACCACCACAAGUUAGCAGUGCAACCAGGAUUAUUGGGCUGGGUCAAGUAUGUGUAGAGCGGAGAAAAAAGGGACAAAUCAAGCAAGACUUAAUUUAAGUUAAACAAGUUGAGAUAGGUAUUAAGGCUUCAGUAUGUUUCCAGGAACUAGGCCAUAUGAUGUCUAUCUCUAAAUGCAAAUGUGAUUAUAUUUGUUCUGAAUGAGCACACCCAAAGAGGCGUCACAAAGUCUGCCUACUCCUGGCUGCAUCUAGGGCUGAAUACUGAGAAUUGAGAUAAUGUAUUUUCCAGAAAUUCUCAACAAAAUCUGCUCCUGUUUCCUGCCCCACUUUGCCUCUGACUGUCAUCACCAGUGUAGGUAACUGAUCCACCACCUGUCUCCCCUGUCCACAGUAAAAUGCAUAAUCCCAGUGUUUCCAAUACAUAGACUGUACCUGAGCAAACUGCGCAAGUGCAUAAAAGUCACUCCAUUUCAACUUAAAAAAAUCUCACAUUAGAACACCUUAUUUCACUUUUUUCAAACUAAAACAUUUGUGUGCUAUGAACCUGUCUGAGUUGCAUGUGCUGCAGUAACUGAGUGGGGACUAGAGGCUCCUUGACUUAGCUAAUGUCUAUCGAUAGCCUACAUGUAUCGGUAAAUUGUAGCUGCUGAUAAUCUGCAUGUGAGGCAUUUAGGGGACAUUUGUGAAUUGCAAUUCUCUUGUAUUUAAUUGUAGAGUCUUUGCAUGCACAUCAGUCACACACCAUGCCAUCCACGACCACAAGUAAAUUCUCAACCUGUGGGAAACACUGAAUCCUGACUUAACAUCUUCAGUGGAUAUGGCCUCAUCUUACUCUGAGCCAGAGCUUUACCCUACAACAUACAAAAUGGCCAAAGUAUAUACCUUUCAAAAAGAACGGCUUGUCCAAUUUCUGUUGCUCAGAUAUGAUGAAAUGGCCAACAUUAUGCAUUCCAUAUAUUGCUAAGAGUACAGCCAAAGCAGUGCACCUUUAUUCAUGUUUACAAUAAUUUUCCGAAUGUGUUAAGAAUUACUAAUGUGACAAAAAAGUAACUCUUAAAUGUAUUACUGCCACACUAAAGGGCAUGGUGAAAACUUUUGGGUGCACAUGCAAGCAAAAGUUAGUGUGGAGCCCUGACAACACCACCAAAGGUGUGUUUAAAAGCCUCCACACUCACUUGUUAAGUCUUCUGUAUUUAACAUUUGUAGAAAAAGAAAACAAGAUAUUGUGAUUUAACAAGCAACCAGUCCAUCAACUGCUAGCUUAGCCCCAGUGACUGCACACAGUGCUAGAGAUCUCCUGGUUGACAAGCCUUCCAAGAACAUACAACAAAUAAAUAUGACAACUUUGGAGUUACUGGGAGUCUAAUUUCUCCUCUUUUGGUAGAGGUGCUCCAACUUUUUCAUUUAGAAAAGUCACCAAAAUAUUUGAUUCUGUUGUUGGAAAUUUGGCUUCAGAUGCUGUUGGUCAGUUGGACAGGAACUUUCUUUGAAACAUACCUUUAAGAUGACAGGGCUUCAAACUUCAAAAAAGCUGCACUGCACAAAAACUCCUGUUUUCCAUAUUUUCCCUUUAAGAUCAUCAACUUAACUUUGAACAUACACACACACACAAAAUGUAUGCUUUAUGUAAUGAAUGUUGAACAUUUUUCAUUCACCAGAGCCACAGGCCUUAUUGCUUGUAGUUGACAACACUGCCUGUUUGUACUCAAAGGGGAGCCCAGCGGAGACUAACGUACUGAAACCUGGGACUGAACCAAGGCCUCUACAGUGGUGCUUCAUAUAUACACUAGCAGCAUGGCCCAAGGGAUGGCAAUGUCAGACAUUCAUGUUCCCCUCGUGGUAAAUGGUAAAUGGACUGUACCUAUAUAGCGCUUUUCUAGUCUUUUCGACCACUCAAAGUGCUUCACACUACAGAUUUCACACACAUUCAUACAGCACUUGUUCUAUACAAAGUGCUUUUCUAUACACACAUUCACACACAUUCACACACCGAUGACACAUCGGAGGCAAUUUGGGGUUCAGUAUCUUGCCCAAGGAUACUUUGGCAUGCAGACUGGAGGACCCGGGGAUUGAACCACCGAUCUUCUGAUUGGUGGGCCACAGCCGCCCCGGAUGAGUUGUAAUAAUGUUGGUGAUCCACUGACUUUUCAUCUAGUGCUAUCAUAGGGGCAGAUUUUGAAUUUGUCUAGUUCUUUGGUUUAUGAGCAAAUUCCUGCAAAACUAAUGACAUUCCCAUCAGUCUCAGAUGUUUUUUGUGUUGAAUGCUAAUUAGCAAAUAUUAGCAUUGGAACACAUUGGUGUGUCCCUCUUACAGAUUGUGGGUCUGUCUCUACUAGGAGACAGUGUCUUGUGGAGCAGAGAGUGUUUAUAAAACCUAGAGGAAAUGGAAAUCAGUUUCACUUUAAAAAGAUCACAAUAUCCAUUAAACAAAUGUGAAAGCUAUUUAUCAACAUAAAUGGGAACGAUGGGCAGUGAUUUUAAAUGCUUUGAAGAGGAGUUAGUUAGUGCUUGCUCAUGGUGGGAUCUAUUGGGUCUCUCUUUGUAAAUUUUAAGAGUACGGUCUAGACCUGCUCUGUAUAUACAGUGCCUCGAGAUAACUUCUGCGCUAUAGAAAUAAAAUUGACUUGACUUAGGUUUCCUCUGCUCUGCUAGAGGGUCACUUGUGGCAAUACAGUGCUAUAAUAUUACUACGCCUAAACUCCAAAAGAAAAAAUAAAGAAAACUGCCCAAAAAGAUGUUAGAUGAUGAAAUUUGGGAGGUGUGUGCAUGUGUGUGUCACCGAUGGUUACCCAUAACACAUAUCUACAUAUUUAUGUGUAUUUUUACAGAAGCACAAGUCAAGUUUCAGUCUUGGUACUCAGUGCCACUCAGGCACUAGCUUCAGUGUUGUUACCCAUUUCAUUGAUGACACCCUAAUUUAGUUAAAAUCCCACCACAGCUGUCUCCAGUGUACAUACAGUGGUGGAAAAAAGUUUUCGGACACCCUUAAAAUUUUACACAAAUAUUAUCAUGAAAUAUUUGGGGGGUAAAUUGUGUUUCAAAAGGUGGGCUGCAUUAGACAGACACAAACAAAUACAACUGAUAUUUUUUAGUUUUUGUUUGCAAGAAAAACUAACAAAACUAAAUUCUUGACAGUUUCAAUAUGUCAGUUCUCAACAUUGUUGGUAUCAAAGUCAACAAAUACAGAGAAUGUGUUCAAAACUGAACAGAAAAUAAAUAAACCAUCACAUCAUCAAAUUAAUAUUUAGUAGUCCUUCCAUUAGCAUGCAGUAGAGCUCUAAUCCUGGCUGGCAUGUUCCCCACGAGCCUUUCACACUGUUGAGGGGUAAUCUUGUCCCAUUCUUCUUGAAUUACUGCUUUUAAUUCUUCUAAAUUCUUUGGUUUACGCUUUGAAACAGACCUUUUGAUAAUCCACCACAGAUUUUCAAUGGGGCUCAUGUCCGGGGAUUGAGCUGGUCACUCUAAGACCUGGAUACAGAGCUCCUGCAGCCAAGUUCUCCUGGCCCGUGAUGUGUGGCAAGGGUCAUUAUCUUGUUGAAAAA